Messenger RNA from Zasmidium cellare ATCC 36951, 375 nucleotides. RefSeq lists its product as uncharacterized. The transcript is spliced from 2 exons. NCBI's taxonomy places the organism in Eukaryota, Fungi, Ascomycota, Dothideomycetes, Mycosphaerellales, Mycosphaerellaceae. The record is from RefSeq and is a predicted model, not a curated record. The coding region runs from base 1 to 375 and encodes 124 amino acids.
AUGUCAGCGGAGGAAGUUGAAGAAGACUUCAGAACUGGCAAUCUCUCCCUCUACGUAAUCGCACAAUGGGCCAUUCCUCUCCUCAAGCGCAGCGACCAUCCCUCGCCCUCUUUCUUCGUGACCAACAGCCACUUCCCAGAGGACCCAUUGCCAGAAGUUCUCUCUUUGGGGAUGUCGAAAGCAAGUCAGCAGAAUUUGUUCAUAUCGCUGAAUAAGGCUUUCGGGAAGGAGGUGCAUUUCGGGGUCGUCAAGGCUUGUGGGAUUGUGAACCCGACGAAGAAACAUCUCAAUCCGACGAAUAUUGCGGAGAAGGCUGUGCAGCUUUAUGAGCAACGGAAGGGGAAGUGGCAGUUGAUGGUGGAGGUUCGGGAGUAG